This is a messenger RNA of Sardina pilchardus (European sardine), 2761 nucleotides long. RefSeq names its product zw10 kinetochore protein (gene zw10). The coding region runs from base 87 to 2420 and encodes 777 amino acids. The transcript is spliced from 16 exons. Gene Ontology annotation, cellular component: chromosome, centromeric region; nucleus; RZZ complex. Gene Ontology annotation, biological process: mitotic cell cycle; endoplasmic reticulum to Golgi vesicle-mediated transport; mitotic spindle assembly checkpoint signaling. The record is from RefSeq and is a predicted model, not a curated record. NCBI's taxonomy places the organism in Eukaryota, Metazoa, Chordata, Actinopteri, Clupeiformes, Clupeidae.
CAAGCUACCUAGCUAGCUAGCUAGCUAGAGUUAGCCAAGUUGUUUGGCAAGACAGCUGUCAGCACGAAUGACAGUACAUAUAAAUCAUGACUUCAUUCGUGACAGAAGUGCUUGCUAGUUCUGGCAAGCUGGAAAAGGAUGACUUAAUGACCAAGAUCUCCAAAUUAACCCGAAAAUCAGAUGACAUUAAGGCUGAGGCAACGUACAUGAUAAAGAAGGAAUAUGACAACUUCUUACCGACCUACGACCUUGCUGAAAGACUGGGCAGAGAGGUGGAGGGCAUGUACAAAGAGAUUGAUGACCUGAGAGACGUCAUUGAGAAUGAGGUGCAGCAGGAUCUCAAUAAGUCUGUCACAGAGUUCACCAGACUGGGUGCACAGCUCGGGAGGACCAAAGUGGUCCUUAACCUAUGCCAGCAUCUGGUAGAGUUUGAUAAUGCACUUAAUGAAUUCCAUAAAGCCAUGAGGCAGAAGGAGUACGUGCUUGCUGCGGAGCAACAUGGCAAGGCCCAGGACGCCGUGUCGAAGGUGAAGAAGUGCUGCGGUGCGGAGAUCCCCCUGCUGUCCGUGCUGAUGUCCGAGCUGACCAUCCAGAAGGAGACCCUCCUUUACCACCUGGGAGAUGAGUGGUCUAAGAUGGUGACGUGGACCCUGCCCCCACCAAAUAAAGAGCUGACCUCGGCAGAGCCCUUCCUGGGUGUGAAGCUGCACCUGAGCCGAGAGGGGAAAGCCUACGAGCCCGACCUGGCCAACGUCCUGCGUGCCCUGGCCAUCCGAGGAGACCUCCAGCGCAAGCUCGCGCAGUUCGCCCAGUUGUUGCUGAAGUACGUGCUGAAGCCGGUGAUCCUCCACCCGUCGCUGGUGGUGGAGGUGAGCGAGUCGUCGUACGGCGCGGCCCUCACGGCCAUCAGCCUGGCCAGCAGAGAGACCGGUGCCCCCCAGCACCGCCAGCCCCCGGACCUCUACCAGCAGGUCCUCACCGUGCUCAAGGCCCUGCACGAGCAUCCCUUCAAUGCCACGGUGGGGGAGCAGAAGGUGUGUGAGAUUCUGGGCGGCCUGAUCUGGGAGGAGCUGUCGGAGAACAUCAUCCAGGACUGCCUGGUGCACUCCAUCCCAGCCAGGAGCAGCCAGCUCGACCAGUACGCCGAGGUGAUCAACCAGACCAAGUGCUUUGAGCGCUCCCUGCAGGACAUGGGCUACCUGCGGGAGGAGGCCACGGACCUGCUCAAGUACGCCCAGAACUACAACCGCCACUUCAUCAGCAGGAAGUGCCAGGACGUCAUCGUGGAGGCCCGCCGCCUCAUGACCUCGGAGAUCCAUGACACCGUCAAGAUCUCCCCCGACUACAAGGUGUCUCUCCCAGCGCUGCCCAGGCAAGCGGGGGACAAGAAGAAGCGGGGCAGCCCGAAGAUGGAGACUCCUGCCCUGACGCUGUCUCUGGAGACCCCUGGUGGUCAGCAGCAGCAACAGCAGCAGCUGGAGGCGCGCACCAUGGCCCUGCCAGCCUGCCGCGUCAGCCGCCCCGCUCAGCAGAUCCUGGAGCUGGCGGUCACCACGCUGGCCGAGGCAGCUGACCGGUCCAACACAAGUGCUGUGCAGAUCCUCUUUGCUGUGAGAAACAUAUUCCAGUUGUUCUGCAACGUUGUUCCCACAUACCACGAAGAGAGCCUGCUGAAGAUCCCUCAGCUGGCUGCCAUCCACCAUAAUGACUGCAUGUUCCUGGCCCACCACCUCAUCACGCUGGGCCACCACUUCGGCCCGGUGUUCACCACCAACUACACCGCCUGCUCCUUCGUGGACCUCGUCCCCAGCCUGAGGAGGCAAGGCACUCGCUGCUUCAUGAACCAGAUGAACGUGCUGAGGGGGGAGAUUAUGGAGAGUCUGUCCACUGCCAGGGACUUCUCCAACCUGGAGGACAAGGCCAACUCAGAGACUGCCAACAAGGCCGUACGACAGGUGGUCAUGCAGCUGAAGAGGGUGGGCCGAGUGUGGCAGGACCACCUCCCCGUCAACAUCUACUGCAAGGCCAUGGGGACGCUGCUCAACACAGCCGUCAGCGAGCUCAUCUCCAGGAUCCUGGCACUGGAGGACAUCUCCUCGGAAGAGGCCAACUUCCUGCACGGCCUGUGUGAGCACAUCCUGGUGCAGGGCCCUCAGGUGUUCACCCCCGUGCUGGACGAGAAGGAGAACAGGAGGUUCCAGGAGGAGGUGUCCGUCUACGUCGCCAAGUGGAUGGCCUUCAAGGAGCUCGCCAUGGUGCUGCUGGCCAACCUCAACGACAUCCUCAACAGGUGGGCGGAAGGCAAGGGUCCACUCGCGCUGGCCUUCUCCUACAACGAGGUCAAGGGUCUGAUCCGGGCCCUCUUCCAGAACACGGACCGCAGAGCAGCUGCUCUCGCCCAGAUUGGACCCAGUUUUUGAGCCUGUGUUAUCAUCAGCAGCGCCACCUAGUGGUCUUGGGGCAGAGUGGACAUGUCAUGCGUGGACUGACUAACAGCAGUGGUGUUCUUCUCACUUAUGUUUGUUUGCCUGGUCAGAACAUUGUUUUCGACAGGAGCCUGGUGACAAUUGUAUGCUUGGAAUUUCCUUCCAGAUCUCCCGGCUUGAAAUUUUGAAAAACAAAAAACACGCCUUGUCAGGAAUCCUAAAUAGUGAAAUCCCUCAAACGCUAAACCACAAAAGUUCGUCAUUAAUACUGUACAGCUUAUGUCUCUUAUCUGUGUUGUCUCAAAUGCAAACAAAAAUACAUAUUUACAGUUUAA